CGCCCAUGCGGCAUGGACGGCCCGGCCAUCAUCACGCAGGUGGCCAACCCCAAGGACGACGAGGCCCGCGCGGCCGCGGGCGACAAAGCUUCCCAGUGCAGCGUCAGCUUGAAGAAGCAAAGAAGCCGCAGCAUUCUCAGCUCCUUCUUCUGCUGCUUUCGUGACUAUAAUGUGGAGGCCCCACCAGCCAGCAACCCCAGCGUGCUUCCGCCACUGCUGGAGGAGAAUGGUGGGCUUCAGAAGGGUGAUCAGCGGCAGGUCAUUUCCAUCCCAAGUCCACCAGCUAAAUACCUCCUUCCAGAGGUGACAGUGCUAGACUACGGAAAGAAGUGUGUGGUCAUUGAUUUAGAUGAAACAUUGGUGCACAGUUCAUUUAAGCCUAUUAGUAAUGCUGAUUUUAUUGUUCCCGUUGAAAUCGAUGGAACUAUACAUCAGGUAUAUGUGUUGAAGCGGCCACAUGUGGAUGAGUUCCUCCAGAGGAUGGGGCAGCUCUUCGAAUGUGUGCUCUUUACAGCCAGCUUGGCCAAGUACGCAGACCCCGUGGCCGACCUGCUUGAUCGCUGGGGUGUGUUCCGGGCCCGACUCUUCCGAGAAUCCUGUGUUUUCCAUCGCGGGAACUACGUGAAGGACCUGAGUCGCCUUGGUCGGGAGCUGAGCAAAGUCAUCAUCGUGGACAAUUCUCCUGCCUCGUACAUCUUCCACCCCGAGAAUGCAGUCCCCGUGCAGUCCUGGUUUGAUGACAUGACAGACACGGAGCUGCUGGACCUCAUCCCCUUCUUUGAGGGCCUGAGCCGGGAAGACGACGUCUACAGCAUGCUGCACACGCUCUGCAGCAGGUAGCCCCGGCCUCCUGCCACCGCUGGCCUGUGCUGCCCUGGGCAUCUGCCAGCUCCAGGCGCCCGAGAACCGAGAGGAAGGACACUUGGGACGACUGCGGCCAUACCUACCUGUUUUUAUUUUUGAAGAACAGAAACAGCUAUUUUAAAAAAAAAUGGACUCUUUUAAUAGAUUUCAUAAAGGGACAUGCAUUUUACUGGAUUUGCUUUUUAAAA
Suncus etruscus (white-toothed pygmy shrew) is the source of this 1052-nucleotide messenger RNA. RefSeq names its product CTD small phosphatase like (gene CTDSPL). The transcript has 8 exons. The record is from RefSeq and is a predicted model, not a curated record. Bases 13 to 840 code for a protein of 275 amino acids. Gene Ontology annotation, molecular function: RNA polymerase II CTD heptapeptide repeat phosphatase activity. Lineage: Eukaryota; Metazoa; Chordata; Mammalia; Eulipotyphla; Soricidae.